CCCCAUGGCAGGCCAGUGUUCAACAAACUGGAUUCCGGAAUGGGGACUUCCGAGUCUACCUACAGCGACGAGUCUACUUGGAGGACUCUUGUGAUUCCCGCAAAGUUUAAACGCUUUAAAAAAGUGUUAGAGGGUUGGAGGAUACCUGAUGAUCUGACCCAAGAGGUUCUAGAGAAAAUGCUGAAGAGGUGGUAUGCGCAUGAAGAAGGUCCUAAAAAAAGACGAAGAUAUAAAAAAUGGCUUGCUAGCUUGCCUGCAGGCGGUGUACAGCCUGUUAAACUUGAAAGACUCAAAGCUAAGGGUGCUAAAGAAUAUGAUAUCAUCCUCUCUAUGUGCAAUUGGGUUGUUGAUGAGCACCAUAAAUACCUUCCCGAUAAGUGUUGCGAGUUUGCAAGCGUGGAGAGGGCGCGGCGUCAAUUUAUAGAAAAUGGUCAUUCGUAUUACCUUGAUUUUUUUGUCAAAGAUCUGGAGGCCGAUGGCAAUCCUUUAGUACCUGUUAAGGCCAUCGUUUAUCGGAGAGUGCCUGAUGAUUUCAAAUUAUGGCAAUGUCAUGGGCUGAAAGCCUGAAAUAAGGGCGGAUCCAGAGUUCCUAACCAUUGGGGGCACCGAUUUAAGUAAGAGUGAUUUUUUUUGAAUAAUUAUAUACAAUGUAUAAAUAUCUUCAAAAGAUGAAAUAGUCAAAUAUUAGGAAGACGAAAAAUGUUUCAUGUGGUUACAAAUGCUCAC
This is a messenger RNA of Cuscuta epithymum, 726 nucleotides long. Lineage: Eukaryota; Viridiplantae; Streptophyta; Magnoliopsida; Solanales; Convolvulaceae. The record is from the annotation of a GenBank genome assembly.